This is a messenger RNA of Letharia columbiana, 513 nucleotides long. RefSeq lists its product as uncharacterized. The coding region runs from base 1 to 513 and encodes 170 amino acids. Lineage: Eukaryota; Fungi; Ascomycota; Lecanoromycetes; Lecanorales; Parmeliaceae. The transcript has 3 exons. The record is from RefSeq and is a predicted model, not a curated record.
AUGCCUUGGGACGAUGCUCGCGAAAAGCGACUGUUGAUCGAGGUGAUCAUGAUCACCAAUCCAGCCGUUACUCGCUCUGCCUGGGACACCAUUGCAGCAGUCAUGGGAGAUGGUUUAACAGGCGAGGCUUGUCGCCAGAAAUUCCAAUCCAUCAAACGCACCGUCAAACCCGCCAACGGCGCCACCGCCUCCAAAGCCACCAAGGCCACCAAGCCAAAACCUUCAACCUCCUCCGGCACCGCGACCAAAACCCGCAAGCGCAAGGCCAACGUCAACGAAGACGACGACGACGAAGAAGACGACGACGAUGACGACGACGACGACGACGACGACGACGACGACGACGAAGGAGCGAGCCUCUUCACGCCAAUGGCGCAGAAGAAGAUGAAGUCGGAAAAGAAGGUCGGCGGCGAAGCCGAGGUGGACGGCAUCGGCGCCGAAGUUUUCAAAGCUGAAGCGGGGGAAGAGGGCAUUGAUCUGGAGCACGAUGAUCUCUACGACGCCGUUGCUUGA